Choloepus didactylus (southern two-toed sloth) is the source of this 3144-nucleotide messenger RNA. RefSeq names its product integrin subunit beta 5 (gene ITGB5). Gene Ontology annotation, biological process: cell adhesion mediated by integrin; cell migration; integrin-mediated signaling pathway. The transcript is spliced from 15 exons. Gene Ontology annotation, cellular component: integrin complex; focal adhesion; cell surface. The record is from RefSeq and is a predicted model, not a curated record. Bases 303 to 2705 code for a protein of 800 amino acids. Gene Ontology annotation, molecular function: integrin binding. NCBI's taxonomy places the organism in Eukaryota, Metazoa, Chordata, Mammalia, Pilosa, Megalonychidae.
UGCCGGCGCGCGGGGGAGCCGCAGCGCUGGGGCGCGUCCUGGGGCUGAAGUCGCGGCCCGAGAGCGGAGCCAGCCCCUCCCCUGCACAGAGCUGCCCGGCGGGGCCGUCCCGGCCGGCAAUACCGCAGGCGUCCGGGCCAGCAACUUGGAGAAACGCGGGAGUGAUGGUGGCGGCGGCGCGCGAGCCAGAGCCUCCCGCCCGGUCGCGGGUGCUCUGAAUCUGGGCUCCGCGCCCGGCAUGCGGCUACGUUCCCCGGCCCUCGGCCCCUGCGCUUCGGCCCUGCCGCACGGGCGCCCCCACCAUGCCGCGGGCUCCCGCGCCCCUCUACGCCUGCCUCCUCGGGCUCUGCACGCUCCUGCCCAGGCUCCCAGGUCUCAAUAUAUGCACUAGUGGAAGUGCCACCUCGUGUGAAGAGUGUCUGCUCAUCCACCCAAAAUGUGCCUGGUGUUCCAAAGAGGACUUUGGCAGCCCAGGGUCCGUCACGUCCCGCUGUGACUUCAGUGCAAACCUCGUCAGGAACGGCUGUGCAGGCGAGUUCGAGAGCCCGGCCAGCAGCACCCGUAUCCUGCGGAGCCUGCCUCUCAGCAGCAAGGGCUCCAGCUCUGCGGGCUCAGACGUUAUUCAGAUGACGCCGCAGGAGAUUGCAGUGAACCUCCGGCCCGGUGACAGGACAGCCUUCCAGCUGCAGGUUCGUCAGGUGGAGGAUUAUCCCGUGGACUUGUACUACCUGAUGGACCUCUCCCUGUCCAUGAAGGAUGACUUGGACAACAUCCGAAACCUGGGCACCAAGCUUGCUGAGGAGAUGAGGAAGCUCACCAGCAAUUUCCGAUUGGGGUUUGGGUCUUUUGUGGACAAGAACGUCUCCCCUUUCUCCUACACGGCGCCGAGGUACCAGAAUAAUCCAUGUAUUGGUUACAAGUUAUUUCCAAACUGCGUCCCAUCCUUUGGGUUCCGCCACCUGCUGUCUCUCACAGACAGAGUUGACAGCUUCAACGAAGAAGUUCGGAAACAGAGGGUGUCCCGGAACCGAGACGCCCCUGAGGGGGGCUUUGAUGCGGUGCUCCAGGCAGCUGUCUGCAAGGAGAAGAUCGGAUGGCGAAAGGAUGCGCUACACUUGCUGGUGUUCACAACGGACGAUGUGCCCCACAUCGCACUGGAUGGAAAACUGGGAGGCCUGGUGCAGCCGCACGAUGGCCAGUGCCACCUGAAUGAGGCCAACGAGUACACUGCAUCCAACCAGAUGGACUAUCCAUCCCUUGCCUUGCUUGGAGAGAAACUGGCAGAGAACAACAUCAACCUCAUCUUUGCAGUGACAAAAAACCAUUAUGUGCUCUAUAAGAAUUUUACAGCACUGAUACCUGGAACAACGGUGGAGAUUUUACAUGGAGACUCCAAAAAUAUCAUCCAACUGAUCAUCAAUGCGUACAAUAGUAUUCGGUCUAAAGUGGAGCUCUCAGUCUGGGAUCAGCCUGAGGAUCUGAACCUCUUCUUCACGGCUACCUGCCAAGAUGGUGUAUCCUACCCUGGUCAAAGGAAGUGUGAGGGCCUUAAAAUCGGGGACACGGUGUCCUUCGAGGUGUCGGCGGAGGCCCGGAGCUGCCCCGGUAGAGACAGGGAGCACGUGUUCGCCCUGCGGCCGGUGGGCUUCCGGGACAGCCUGGAGGUGGGCGUCUCCUACCAGUGCUCUUGUGGCUGCAGCGCCGCGGUCGAACAGGACAGUGCCAGAUGCAGCGGGAAUGGGACUUACGUCUGUGGCCUGUGUGAAUGCAACCCCGGCUCCCUGGGCACCAGGUGCGAGUGCCAGGAAGGGGAGAACCAGAGUGGGUACCAGAACCUGUGCCUGGAGGCGGAGGGCAAGCCCCUAUGCAGUGGGCGGGGCGAAUGCAACUGCAACCAGUGCUCCUGCUUCGAGAGUGAGUUCGGGAAGAUCUACGGGCCUUUCUGCGAGUGCGACAACUUCUCGUGUGCCAGGAACAAGGGGGUCCUCUGCUCAGGCCAUGGCGAGUGUCACUGCGGAGAGUGCAAAUGUCACGCAGGUUACAUCGGGGACAACUGUAACUGCUCAACGGACAUCAGUACGUGCCUGGCCAAGAAUGGCCAAGUCUGCAGUGACCGCGGGCACUGCGUCUGCGGGCAGUGCCAGUGCACAGAGCCAGGAGCCUUCGGGGAGACAUGCGAGAAGUGCCCAACCUGCCCUGAUUCUUGCAGUGCCAAGAGAGAUUGUGUCGAGUGCUUGCUGCUUCACCCAGGGAAAUCAGCUGUCAACCAGACAUGCCAAAACUAUUGCAAGGACGAGGUGGUCACCUGGGUAGACACCCUUGUGAGUGAUGACCAGGAGGCUGUGCUUUGUUUCUACAAAACUGCCAAGGAUUGUGUCAUGAUGUUCACCUAUGCCGAGCUCCCCAGCGGAAAGUCCAACAUGACGGUCCUCAGGGAGCCAGAGUGUGGCUCUGCCCCCAAUGCCAUGACCAUCCUCCUGGCUGUGGUUGGCAGUAUCCUCCUAAUUGGGAUUGCCCUCCUAGCCAUCUGGAAGCUUCUCGUCACCAUCCACGACCGAAGAGAAUUUGCAAAGUUUCAGAGUGAACGAUCCAGGGCCCGCUAUGAAAUGGCUUCAAACCCUCUGUAUAGAAAGCCCAUCUCCACGCACACCGUGGAUUUCACCUUCAACAAGUUCAACAAAUCCUACAAUGGCACCGUGGACUGACAUCUUCUCCUCCAAGGGGUAGACAGGUACUAACUAAAAAGUCAAAGACUGCCAUACCUGGACACUAGAGUCCGUCAUGGCUCCCUAAAUAGGAAAGCCCAGAGAAGACCUUCACAUGAUUCUGGGCGAGGAGUCCACUGCCUGCACGGGAAGAGGGACCUGGCCAUGCAGCCUGAGCCACACUAGGCUGAACUUCCCUCCGAGUGUGAGAAAAACAAGAGGACCCUGGUGUUCCCGGCUUGCCCACUACACCCAGCUUCUUGUCUCAAUGAACUGCUGAGAUGCUAGCUGCCUCUCCCUUCCAGGAGGGCUGGGCCUUCAGUCUGGCCAGAAGAGAAGGCUGUUGGGAACGGUCAGAAUGUAAAACCAACACACAGUCUGGCUUUUUUCAGGAUGGUCAUUGUUAUAUGAAAUAAAAAGAUCGUGUAUUUCUGGUGUA